Molecule: messenger RNA, 2822 nt
Organism: Vicia villosa (hairy vetch)
Lineage: Eukaryota; Viridiplantae; Streptophyta; Magnoliopsida; Fabales; Fabaceae
Product: phospholipid:diacylglycerol acyltransferase 1
Exons: 6
Coding region: 263-2308 (681 amino acids)
Biological process (GO): lipid metabolic process
Cellular component (GO): cytoplasm
Source: RefSeq, a predicted model, not a curated record
AGCCAAAAAAUCACUUUACUUUGGUCCAUUCAUCAGAAAAAACAGAACCCUUGUCUCACAAACCUCAUCAGGAGAAUAAUCAGAGCGACCCAAUUCGAUUCUAAUUCAUACGCUCUUGAUUUCCGCUCAAAGUUUCAAUCUUUGAUGAAAACAACGCAACCCCAUUAGUUUCUACUCAACAAAAACCAAACCCAGAAAAAAAAGCGACAAUUUUUUUCAUAUUUUCUCCACUAAUUCUGUGUCUGAACCGUUUUUAAGGAACAUGUCUUUGAUCCGAAGAAGAAAAGGGUCGGAACCAGAAAAGGGUCAUAGUGAAAAUUCAGAACCAAAAAUUCAGAAGGAGGGAGAAGAAGAAAGAGAAGAGGAUGAUGAUGAUAAUGAUAAGAACAAGAAGAAUAAGAAAAGUAAUAAGAAUGAGGUUGAUGUGUUGAAGAAGAAGAGUAAGUGGUCUUGUAUUGACAGUUGUUGUUGGUUUGUCGGUUGCAUUUGCACGUUAUGGUGGUUUUUGUUGUUUAUGUACAAUGUGAUGCCUGCUUCGUUUCCUCAGUAUGUGACUGAAGCUAUUACUGGUCCUAUGCCUGAUCCACCUGGUCUUAAACUCAAGAAGGAAGGGUUGAGUGUGAAGCAUCCAGUGGUUUUUGUUCCUGGGAUUGUUACUGGUGGGCUUGAGCUUUGGGAGGGGCAUCAGUGUGCUGAAGGGCUGUUUAGAAAGAGGUUGUGGGGUGGUACUUUUGGAGAAGUUUACAAAAGACCUUCAUGUUGGGUGGAGCACAUGUCCUUGGACAAUGAAACGGGAUUGGAUCCACCCGGCAUAAGAGUCCGGCCUGUUACUGGACUUGUAGCUGCUGACUACUUUGCCGCAGGAUACUUUGUUUGGGCUGUUCUAAUUGCUAACUUGGCACGCAUUGGUUAUGAAGAAAAGACUAUGUACAUGGCUGCAUAUGAUUGGAGAAUAUCAUUUCAGAACACCGAGGUGCGGGAUCAAACGCUAAGUCGGAUAAAAAGCAACAUAGAACUUAUGGUUGAAACUAGUGGACAUAAGGCAGUUAUUAUUCCACAUUCAAUGGGGGUUUUGUAUUUUCUUCAUUUCAUGAAAUGGGUUGAAGCACCAGCUCCAAUGGGGGGUGGAGGAGGACCAGAUUGGUGUUCCAAAUAUAUUAAGGCAAUUGUAAACAUCGGUGGACCAUUUUUAGGUGUUCCGAAGGCUAUAGCAGGGCUUUUCUCAGCAGAAGCCCGAGAUAUUGCCGUUGCAAGGGCGAUUGCACCAGGUUUUUUAGAUAACGACAUGUUUCGGAUUCAAACGUUGCAACAUGUUAUGAAGAUGACUCGCACCUGGGACUCAACAAUGUCAAUGAUACCAAAAGGAGGCGACACCAUAUGGGGUGGUCUUGAUUGGUCCCCCGAGGCGGGCGAUGACCUUACCACGAGAAAGCAAAGCAGGGGCUAUACUAAGUUGAAAGACCGAAAGGAAAACCAAACAAUUGUUAACUAUGGAAGAAUGAUAUCAUUUGGCAAAGAUGUCGCAGAGGCAAAUUCGCCUGAGAUUGAGAUUCUUGACUUUCGGGGUGCAAUUAAGGGUCCCAAUGUUGCAAAUACCUCUUGUCGUGAUGUGUGGACUGAAUACCAUGACAUGGGAGUUGAGGGAGUAAGAGCAGUUGCAGAGCAUAAAGUUUACACAGCUAGCUCAAUCAUAGACCUCCUUCAGUUUGUUGCUCCGAAAAUGAUGGCGCGUGGUAGUGCUCAUUUCUCUUACGGAGUAGCUGACAAUUUAGACGAUCCUAAAUAUGAACACUACAAAUAUUGGUCAAACCCCUUGGAGACAAAAUUACCAAAUGCUCCUGAUAUGGAAAUUUUCUCUCUAUAUGGAGUCGGCCUACCGACGGAAAGAGCUUAUAUUUACAAGUUAACUCCCUUUGCCGAGUGUUACAUUCCUUUUGAAAUUGAUCCUACAGCGAAAGGCGGUGACGAAGUUAGUUGUCUGAGAGAGGGUGUCUACACGGUUAAUGGCGAUGAGACUGUGCCAGUUCUAAGUUCAGGCUUCAUGUGCGCUAAAGGUUGGCGCGGAAAAACAAGAUUCAAUCCUUCAGGGAUCCGCACAUAUAUUCGAGAAUACGAUCAUUCUCCUCCGGCCAACCUGCUAGAAGGAAGAGGAACACAAAGUGGUGCUCAUGUUGAUAUAAUGGGAAACUUCGCGUUGAUUGAAGAUGUUAUGAGAAUCGCGGCGGGAGCCAAAGGAGAAGAAUUGGGAGGCGAUAAAGUGUUUUCCGAUAUCUUUAAAUGGUCUGAUAGAAUCAAGCUACCUUUGUGAGGGGUUGAGUUCUUCUCCACUUACCGGAUGGUUCCAGUAGAACAGAGUAAGACACGGCUUAUAAAAUAUUAUUGUUUUAUUAUUUACCGUGUCUUUUUCUCUUCUCCUGGAACCAUCAAGAGGAUCCACGCCCCUUUGUGAUUGAAGCAGAAUGCACUUCAAGAGGAUCAGAUUAUGUCAUAUGCAUAUUUUUGCAGUAUUAUCUCACUGCUACCAAAGUUCUAUAAACUGCUCUUUGAAUGAAUGGUUCUGCAUAUCAAAUUCAGAUUCCAUGGAGUGGUUAAAAAGGAAACAAGGGCAUUUCAAAACAUUAGUUGUGCUGUAUGGUAAUUUUUUCAAGACACAUUUUUGUCAUAUUCUUCAUGGAGACUUCUCAUUGUAUUUUAUUACUUUUUUUUUUGUUGCUUUUUGAUAUUUUGACAUUUUGUACCAAUAAGUUGACAAUGUAGUAAUAAUUAGAUACUAAUGUCUUAUUCUAUCUUUUGAAUAUAAUUAGACUACUUUUGUCUGUUUA